This is a messenger RNA of Phoenix dactylifera (date palm), 963 nucleotides long. NCBI's taxonomy places the organism in Eukaryota, Viridiplantae, Streptophyta, Magnoliopsida, Arecales, Arecaceae. The record is from RefSeq and is a predicted model, not a curated record.
AUGAAAUCAUUGCCUGAUCUUGUUAUUGAUAGAACUGCAUAUACUGCAAUGGUUGACGCAUUGCUGGCUUGUGGGUUGACCAAGGUUGAUUUCCUAAAGCUUCUACAAGUUGAGGAGGAGCAAGAUGAGGCUGCUGAUUUGGUUAGCAUCCAACAGCAUGUGCUUCUGAAUGAGGGCAUAGAUAGGGUGACUUGGAUAUGGGAUCUUUCUUGUGAAAGUGGAGAAUCAAACAAAGAGGAACUGGAACUUGCCUUUGAGAUGUGUUCUGUGCUGAGCAUUAGGAAAUCGUGGGCUAUUUGUUCAUCAGUUGGAGAAUGGUGGCAUGUUCUAAGCAUUUCUGACAUUUCUAUACAUUUGCUUAAUGACAGGACAACAACUCUUAUUUCAGAGCGUGUCGGGGAGUCAUCAUCAUCCGACGCGACCAGUCAUGUCGAAGCUCAGGUGCUCGCCGAAUUAUUAGGCCCAGAGCGUUAUGGACGAGUGAGGGAUUAUGGCGUUGGAGUUACCCCCACUCAGUUGUCUGCAGUGGAAAUAUAUACAAGAAAUGCUGGAGAAGAUAGUAGCAAUGCAGAAGUUAGUAGACUUCGGGCUUCAAUUGAAGAUAUGAAGGAUCGCCAUCAGGCAGAGUUGGCGGAGCUGAAGCAGAACCAACAAACUUUGCAGUCUCAGCUUGAGCAUAUUUCAUCUAUGUUGCAGCGAUUUCUCCCUCCUCAGAUUUCUGAUACUUCAACAGCUCGUAGAGAUGAUGAUGGUGCUGAAUCCGGUCCCUGAUAUUUUUGAGACAGUUAUCUAAGAAGUUUUAUAUGUAUUUUUCUUAUAUUUUUCAAAAUACAUUGUAAUUCUAAACUUAUUAUGUAAAUUUCAUCAUAUAUGACAAUAUGUAUUUUUUGAAUGAUCUGAAUGUUUGUUUUGAUGUAAAUGUAAUGCAGGUUCAUAUUGCUAUAAUAUGUUUCUUAAUGUGUA